Molecule: messenger RNA, 1272 nt
Organism: Helianthus annuus (common sunflower)
Lineage: Eukaryota; Viridiplantae; Streptophyta; Magnoliopsida; Asterales; Asteraceae
Exons: 2
Coding region: 701-1102 (133 amino acids)
Source: RefSeq, a predicted model, not a curated record
UGACUUUCUCUCUCUUCAAUCUUCAUCAUCCUUAUCUCUCAUCUCUCUCUUGAAUCUUCAUCUUGAAGAAAUUAAGAAACUUAAAUCUUUAUCAUCUUCAUCUGAUGUUCUUACCCCCCAUGUUUUUUCCGAUGAUGUCCUUAUCCCCCCCCCCCUCCCGGCUGCAGAAGCGGUGGCGGCGGUUGUACGGAGACUCAAGAUCACACUCCGACCACCGUAUCCUCUGCCACCGUCACAGUAUCCUCCACCACCGUUCACCACCAUUCAACGGAGAUAAACCCCUGGACGCCGCCGCCGCACAGGAGGGUGGGUGUGGUGUCUGAAAGUUGCCUAGUUGUACCAGCCGCCGCCACCACCGUUCACCACCAAAUCUUGUAAAUGUACAAGUGGAGAUGCAUAAGGUACAACAAGCUCUUGUUGGUGGUUGUUUACUCGUACUGCGUUUUUUGUACUUGUGGGUUUUGAUGGAAGUGUGGUAAAGAUCUCCGGCGGCAUACUCACCGUCUUCGACCACCAACAAGAAGACCAGACCCCCUCUUUUUUUUUCUGAAAAAUUUGUCAUCUUUUUUGUUGGUUUUUUGUUAAAGAUCUGAAAAAAAACUUGUGGGUUCUGAUGAAAGUCUGUUAAAGAUCUGAAAAAAACUUGUGGUUUUUUUGAUGAAAGUGUGUUAAAGAUCUGAAAAAAAACUUGUGGGUUUUGAUGAUACUUGGGGUUUUUGAAGAAAGUGUGUUAAAGAUCUCCGGCGGCAUCUUCGGCAUCUCUGGUGGUGCCGAUGGCGCCCGGUUGGUCGAAAGACGGUGGUGGGGAGGUGGUUGGUGGGGAGUUGUGCAGAGGCGAAAGACGGUGGUGGGGCGGUGGUUGGUAGGAGUCUUUGCGACAGCCGCGUUGGAUGCGUGUGCCCCGUUUAUUCGUUUUCGGAGGUGUUGCCGGUGGAGUGUAAGUUUAUUCGUUGCUAGUAGUUGCUUGGAUUCUACAAAUCUCUCGUCGUCGGAGGUGUUGCCGGUGGAGUAUACAAUCAAGAAAGCUGGGGGCGUGAUGAACCCGAUCAUCAAGAACCAACGAGGGCGACUUUACGUGUAUGAGGUGACUUUUCACCGAUGAGUUUUCACCGAUGGUGUCGGUGGUGCCGUUUUUUAUAUCAUCAGUAAAUCGGCAUUCUUUAGUUUUUAUUAUUUGAAAUUCUGUCGGACCUGGCAAUGAACGAGGUGACUUUUGGUGUACGUUAGGUGUAAUAUGUUUUUAUUGAUAUUUUGGACCCAUUUUACGCAUUA